Molecule: messenger RNA, 153 nt
Organism: Prunus armeniaca (apricot)
Lineage: Eukaryota; Viridiplantae; Streptophyta; Magnoliopsida; Rosales; Rosaceae
Source: the annotation of a GenBank genome assembly
AUGAAGUUUUUUUUUCAGUAUGUGAAGAAUCCUUCUCAGGCAAUGAGUGUGUCAUUAAGGUUUUCAGGCAAGCAAGCACAGGUGGAGGUUCAGAUUUGGGAGAAAAUGGGGAAUUUGAUUUGGGGAUUUCAGAUUUGGGAGAAGAAGGAAUAA